This is a messenger RNA of Periophthalmus magnuspinnatus, 1888 nucleotides long. RefSeq names its product stromal cell derived factor 4 (gene sdf4). The record is from RefSeq and is a predicted model, not a curated record. Gene Ontology annotation, cellular component: endoplasmic reticulum. Gene Ontology annotation, biological process: calcium-ion regulated exocytosis. Gene Ontology annotation, molecular function: calcium ion binding. The transcript has 7 exons. The coding region runs from base 200 to 1273 and encodes 357 amino acids. NCBI's taxonomy places the organism in Eukaryota, Metazoa, Chordata, Actinopteri, Gobiiformes, Gobiidae.
ACUGGAAGGAACAGGUAAGCUAGCUCCGAACCACUCAUUUUACAGUGAAAACGAUUAAAUGUGAUACCAGGCUAGAGUUUUAGCAGUCUAAUGUCUCUUUGCUCGUAGUAUAAUUUGUAUUUUUUUAUAUUUAUUCCGGGAUUUUUACGAGAUAGCCACGUUUACAGGAAAUGACAGCUCUGAAUCAACGCAGUUAACUAUGGCUGUUUGGAGAAAGAUGUGGUGCAGAAACCUACUGUCCGUGGCCCUGCUCCUUUUUGUUGUCCUUCACUCUAUGGAUGUGAAUGCUCGACCAGCCAAUAUGUCUGCUGCCAAAGAGAAGACCCAGGACAACAAGGAUGAGAACGAGAUCCUGCCCCCCGACCAUCUGAAUGGGGUCAAGAUGGAGAUGGACGGGCACCUGAACAAAGACUUCCAUCAGGAGGUGUUUCUGGGUAAAGAGAUGGAAGAGUUUGAGGAGGAUUCAGAGCCACGGCGGAACAGGAAGAAGCUGAUAGAAAUCUUCACAAAAGUUGACUUCGACAAAGACAGGAGCAUCAGCGCUAAGGAAAUGCAGCGUUGGAUUAUGGAGAAGACGGAGGAGCACUUCCAGGAGGCCACGAUGGAAAACAAGAACAGCUUCAGAGCGGUUGACCCGGAUGGAGAUGGUCAUGUGACUUGGGAUGAAUACAGAAUAAAGUUCCUGGCGAGCAAAGGCUUCAACGAGAAAGAGGUUGCAGAGAAAAUAAAGAACGGUGAAGACCUCAAACUGGAUGAAGACACUCAGGAGGUGCUGGAGAGUUUGAAGGAUCGCUGGUAUCAGGCUGAUAACCCUCCGGCUGAUCAGCUCCUGAACGAGGAGGAGUUUCUGUCCUUUCUGCACCCGGAACACAGCCGCGGCAUGCUCAAGUACAUGGUCAAAGAGAUCGUACGAGACCUGGACCAGGACGGUGAUAAGAAGCUGACUCUGUCUGAGUUCAUCUCUCUGCCUAUGGGGACUGUGGAGAACCAGCAGGCCCAGGACAUCGACGACGACUGGGUCCGAGAGAGAAAGAAGGAGUUUGAGGAUGUCAUCGAUGGUAACCACGAUGGCAUCGUUACUAUGGAGGAACUGGAGGAGUAUAUGGACCCCAUGAACGAACACAACGCCCUGAACGAAGCCAAGCAGAUGAUCGCCGUGGCAGACGAGAAUCAGAACCACAAUCUGGAGCUGGAUGAGAUCCUUAAAUACAGCGAGUACUUCACCGGCAGCAAACUCAUGGACUACGCUCGGAAUGUCCACGAGGAAUUCUGACUUCUGGGAAUGGGAAACGCUCACAAUCUCAUGGUAUUGCUGUGUGCAGUGACUAUUCUGGCUUUUAGUUCUCUUAUCAAUACUUUUAAGAAGAGAUUCCCUUGUGGAUUAAGAAAAGUCUAAAUAUGGAACAUAAAUUGGUCGACUUAAGUUGUGGCCAUUGGUUAUGACAGAAUAGACACAUCCAGAAAUUGGAGUGACUAGACGCAAUUUAAAGUGCACUAUGUAACUUUUCUGGUGGAGGAUCCGUCACCUUCAUUUUUCCAUGGAGACGUUAUUGCUGUGCCUGGAAUGUUCCACAGUAUGGCAUAAAACACGUCUAUCUCCACCGAUAAUGUUCUAUAGUAUUGCUUUUACCUUCUAUCUCCAUGGAGACGAGCAAUGAUGCCACCAGGUCAACAAGUAGAUUUGACUGCAACAGAUAUGUUUAACACCAGACUGUGGAACAUUUACAGCAAAGAAAUAACAUCUCUAUGGAGACCAGUAGGUGGCCAUUCUCCGCCAGUAAAGUUACAAGGUGCAGCUUUAAUUAAGAGAGUAGCUCAUUCUGUGUCUUUGUUCUCACAGCAAAAAAUAUACACACUUGAGUAUAUAAUUUAGAUUUAUUUAGCUACU